This is a messenger RNA of Guillardia theta CCMP2712, 333 nucleotides long. RefSeq lists its product as hypothetical. Gene Ontology annotation, molecular function: protein binding. The annotation marks the transcript as partial. The transcript has 2 exons. NCBI's taxonomy places the organism in Eukaryota, Cryptophyceae, Pyrenomonadales, Geminigeraceae. The record is from RefSeq and is a predicted model, not a curated record.
GACUCUCACGCAGCCGUGCAAUACGGCCAUUUCUCCACGUCGAAGCUGCUGCUUGACAGGCGGGGAGAUCCGUCCCUUGCCGACGACAAGUCCAGGUCGCCGCUGCAUGCGGCUGCGAGGUACGGGCACCUGGUCACGUCCAACAUCCUCAUCGAGGCCGGAGCUGAAAAGGAGCUGAGGGACUGCAGGGGUCGAUCUUGCAUGCAUCUGGCGUCUGAGAACGGGCACCCUGCUUCAGUCUCCAUCCUGGCAGACAAGGGCGCCGAGAUCAACGCUCGGGACGACUCAGGUCACACUCCGCUCCUCCUCGCCGUCGCCACUGUCAGUCUGUAG